Messenger RNA from Ochlerotatus camptorhynchus, 2729 nucleotides. RefSeq names its product bromodomain-containing protein DDB_G0280777-like. Bases 499 to 2511 code for a protein of 670 amino acids. NCBI's taxonomy places the organism in Eukaryota, Metazoa, Arthropoda, Insecta, Diptera, Culicidae. The transcript is spliced from 3 exons. The record is from RefSeq and is a predicted model, not a curated record.
CUUGAACGCUACUCGUGAGCUCGAAUUGCAAGCGACGAACCCGUGAACGCGAUCCACCAGAAGCACGCUAGGCUACCGUUGGAAGCAUCGAAGCGCGACAGACGCCAACUGACCGUCGUGGCGUAAGUGCGUUUUUGUGUGUUGUUGUUUUUUUUUUCUGUGUGACAAUCUACCCCGAGAGCACGUGCCUUUGGUCGAGUGCAGUGAGUUCCACGUGUAACGGUCCUUCCCAUCGAUCGAAACUCUAGCUCUCCCAAAAGAGGAAAACAAAGCGGAGCAAGUUUGGUUUUAGUACCGGGUACUAAGUGCGCGACACUCGGGGAGAGAGUUAGUGAGACCCACUUGUGGGCCGAACGAAAGUGAGAGUGAGCGUUCCCGAGCAGCAGCAAGACCCCAGCCCCAGCAUCGCGGCGCGAGUGGAUUGUUUUUCGAAGCAAUUAUAAAAGUGUUAUUCCGCAUUUUAGCGCCUUUUAGUACCGUAUGGACUGUUGAUACAGAAUGAAGUGGAUUAUUGUGAUAUCGGUGCUAGUGUCCUUGGUGGCACUGCAAACCUCGGCCGCAACCAGAGAAAAGAAGCCGGAGAAACGACCCACCAAGAAGGCUUCCUCGGUAAAGCCAACCAAGACACCGAAAUCCAUUGUCGAAGAGUUCAACGGCCUUCCGCCAGAGGACAUCGACUUCAUCAAGGAGCUCGACAAGCAGUUCAACGAGCUAGGAAACAAGAUCAAAAUCAAGGUCCAACGAGACAACAGCUCCGAAACGAAAAGCACUAAGCGAACCAUUGACGGUGACCUGGGUUAUGGUCACUACAGAAAUCAACAUGAAGGAGGGUAUCAUUUUUCUAAACCGAAAUAUAUGUUAUAUCCCUACGCCCAACACCAUAGCGGUCACUUGAAAGCUACGCACUCCACUGAGGAAACGGUCACCGAGGUUGAAAUUACACCGUCGCACAGCUACGAACUGAAACCAAUCGAAGAGGUCUACCAAGUGUACCCCGACGGUCGCUAUCACCAGUCGACACGCGAACAGCAAUACUAUGAACAGCAGCAGCACCACCACCAUCAGCAAGAACAAGAGGAUGAUACUCCUACGAUAGUGCUGAAGAUUCCUGGACCAGCCAAAUACGCUCAACAUCUGAAAGCCCUUCUGCAGCAAUACCUGGAAGUCCGAGCGGCUCAGUUGUACAAAGAAAUACAGGAACAGGAGUAUCAACAUCAGCAACACGCAAUCGCACAGCAGCAACAACAGCUGAUACAACAGCAGCAGCAACAUGAACAUCACCAACAACAACAUCAGCAACACUAUCAUCAACACCACCAUGGUCAUCAGCAUCAAGCUCAACACGCUCAACCGACCAAGUACAGUCAACCAGAUCCCUACCAAACACAAGAAGUCUACGUCCAGAUGUACAACGCUGGGCAUGGAAAGUUCAUUCCUGUCCACGGUCACUACUACGAAUCACCUAAGAGUCGACCAACGCAACCAGCCUAUCGCAAACCGGUCGCCACACCGACUCACGUUGCCUACCACAGCACUUCCGAACCCGAACACGAACAACAAGCCUAUGAGUACGAAACCUAUCAUCAAUCGCAAGCCGUAGCUCAGCACCAACACCAACACCAGCAUCAACCCCAAGUCCAAGUCCAGUACCAAUACGUGCACCAACAAGCUCCUACUGCCCCCGAAGAACAACAGGAAGAGUACGUCUAUCAGAAGCCCAUGGUUAACUUCGUCACCCCAACUCCCGAUCACGACGAUCAUCAAGAGCACUACCAGCAACCUCCCAAAUACCAAAACUUCGCCCAGUACCAUGCCCAACAUAAACCACUCCACCAGGAACCCGAAGACUACCUUCCGGAACCGAAACUGGUCGAAAACUACCCCAGUGACAAACACACCCGAGUCGUAUACAAAUCCCAAUCCAUCAAGGCCCAACUACAGCAAGCCUCCGAAGAACAACCCGAAUACGCCACCCACCACCAGCAGGACCACCACCAAGAACACGAUCAGCACGAGCACGAUCACCAGGAACAGUACAUCUACCAGGCAGUGUACCCCUCACAGACUCCAUACCUAGAGAACAAGGCUUUCAUCGAACCCGUGACCCCGGAAGCGAUCAACGACCUACACAGCCAUGGUUCAUCUCCGGAACCGGAAAUUGAAUCACCCUACGAAACCGAACCGAUCGUUGCGAUCACUCAGAAACCCAAACACAUCUACAACUACCACGCCAAUACGCCCCGAUCAAAUUCCGGCCAUCGGAUGCAUGCCACCAGAUCCGCGGGCAGUGGCAGUAGCAGCGGCAGCAGCAGCAGCAGUGGAAAGGCCAAAAGCGGUAGCAGCUCCAGCUCCAGUUUGACCAGCAAGGCAUCCAGCAAACGGGAUGCUCCCUACACCGAGGAACAGUUCAAAAAGAUCAACAAGAUGGUCCAUCGGAUGAAGAAGAAGCAGACCCCGAGCGGAGCGCCGACCACUACCCGAAGUGUGACGAGCACCAACAAGAGUCAGUAAAACCUGAGCCUAGGCUUCGCGAUGUAAAUGUAUUUAGAUUGCGCAGAUUUACUUGUUAGGAGUUUAUUAUUUAAAUUAUUAGUCGUUAAAAUUCCGAAAAGAAAACAGUGAAAGAGCGAGAGAGCGCGAGAAGCAUUGACUUUAAAAAAAAAUCGAGAAGAUUUAGGUUCUAGGAUGCCGCCAUAAUGAUUCAUUUUGUGAAAUUGUACUUGUUUUGA